AUGGACCCUCAGAUCACCCCAAAUACAUUCUGCACCUAUACAGGAUCACCGUCUUCAGCAGAAACAUCAAUCUUCUUCAUAUCAGGUAAUCCAGGUCUAAUCGGCUACUACCACCCUUUCCUCUCACUCCUAGCGCAAAACCUGGGGGAAACUUCGAACCAGAGCAAACCCGCCUAUCAAAUCUACGGGUGCAGCCUUGGAGGCUUUGAAGUUGAUGAAAAUCUCUCUUCCAAUGAUCUCAACUCGCAAAACAAAUCUAGAAGAGGGGACUCUAAGCUCUAUGACCUGGAAGACCAGGUCUGCUUCGUUCAUCAGCGCCUUGACAUCGUCAUGAACGGGUUUGCUUCCAACGCGCCGCGAAACCGGAAAGUAAUCCUGAUCGGACAUUCUGUGGGCGCUUAUAUAGCCAUGGAAGUCAUUAGACGACACCGCGAAAGCAAUAGUUCUUUCGAUAUCGUCGGAGGCGUUAUGCUGUUUCCGACUGUGAUGGAUAUUGCUGCUUCGCCGUCUGGUCAGAAACUGACAGGUCUUUUGUCGAUUAUCCCGAGGCUGGCUUUGGUUGUUGGGUUCUUUGCGAGGUUGCUUACUUUUACUCUGCCAAUGGUUGCUUUGAGGUCUGUUGUGAGGGUUGUGAUGAACGAUCCUCCGGAGCAUGCCUUGGAUACGACGUGUACCUUUUUGAGGAGUCGUGGAGGCGUUAGGCAGGCUUUGCACAUGGCUGCUGAUGAGAUGCGGACCAUCACGUCUGAUAAAUGGGCUGAUGACGUAUGGGGUGUUGCUCAUGCGCGCGAGCCUAUCACGAAGAUGUUCUUCUAUUUUGGUGUGAAUGAUCACUGGGUUGCGGAGAAGACGAGGGACGAUAUCAUUGCGGCUCGAGGGGAGAAAGAGGGCUCUGGGCCGAGGAUGUUUGUUUGUGAAGAGGGUUUGCCUCAUGCCUUCUGUUUAAGUGAGUUCGAGUCUACGCCUACGGAGUUCAAGUCUGGGUGCUAA
Molecule: messenger RNA, 990 nt
Organism: Penicillium maclennaniae
Lineage: Eukaryota; Fungi; Ascomycota; Eurotiomycetes; Eurotiales; Aspergillaceae
Product: bifunctional triacylglycerol lipase/ester hydrolase
Exons: 3
Coding region: 1-990 (329 amino acids)
Biological process (GO): lipid storage
Cellular component (GO): lipid droplet
Molecular function (GO): lipase activity
Source: RefSeq, a predicted model, not a curated record